GUGACACCAGCACACAGUUUGUUACUGAACGACGACUGGAGUGAAGCGGCGUUAUGUCUGGCAGAGGGAAAGGAGGCAAAGGACUCGGCAAAGGCGGAGCCAAGCGGCACCGUAAAGUGCUCCGGGACAACAUCCAGGGCAUCACCAAACCGGCCAUCCGUCGUCUGGCUCGGCGUGGCGGCGUCAAGCGGAUCUCGGGUCUGAUCUACGAGGAGACCCGUGGGGUGCUGAAGGUUUUCCUGGAGAACGUGAUCCGGGAUGCGGUCACCUACACCGAGCACGCUAAGCGCAAGACUGUCACUGCCAUGGAUGUGGUGUACGCUCUGAAACGCCAGGGCCGGAGGUCACCUUCAAGCAGGGGAUCUCCCGGCAAAUCUAGAAUGGCCCGGACCAAGCAAACAGCGCGCAAGUCCACCGGCGGGAAAGCUCCCCGCAAACAGCUGGCCACCAAAGCGGCACGGAAAAGCGCCCCAGCCACGGGCGGAGUGAAGAAGCCCCAUCGCUACCGGCCCGGCACCGUGGCUCUGAGGGAGAUCCGGCGCUACCAGAAAUCCACCGAGCUGCUCAUCCGCAAACUGCCCUUCCAGCGCCUGGUGCGGGAAAUCGCUCAGGACUUCAAGACCGACCUGCGCUUCCAGAGCUCGGCCGUCAUGGCCCUGCAGGAGGCCAGUGAAGCUUACCUGGUGGGGCUCUUUGAGGACACCAACCUAGCAGUGAUCGGCGUUAUGUCUGGCAGAGGGAAAGGAGGCAAAGGACUCGGCAAAGGCGGAGCCAAGCGGCAUCGUAAAGUGCUCCGGGACAACAUCCAGGGCAUCACCAAACCGGCCAUCCGCCGUCUGGCUCGGCGUGGCGGCGUCAAGCGGAUCUCGGGUCUGAUCUACGAGGAGACCCGUGGGGUGCUGAAGGUUUUCCUGGAGAACGUGAUCCGGGAUGCGGUCACCUACACCGAGCACGCUAAGCGCAAGACUGUCACUGCCAUGGAUGUGGUGUACGCUCUGAAACGCCAGGGCCGCACUCUCUAUGGCUUCGGCGGUUGAGGAACUCUUCGUUCUUCCAAACACAAAACAAAGGCUCUUCUAAGAGCCGCCCACCGCCUCACGGAGAGAGCAGUGACCGGGGAGAGCAGGUCCCAUGCCAUUGACCUGAAAUGUUAACUCUUAUGCGAUUAAGUUUAAAACAAAGGGACGAAAUUAUCAGGUGAUUACUGACAAUUACACUACGGGAUUGAAAUCACUCCGAACACAGAAUGAAUGGUAUCGGGUUAUGAAGAGCGCCGAUGUUAAAUUAAGGGUCUGGCGAUUAAUAUCCAAUCUCUUAUAGUAAACGCAAUAACCCAAUCAGAGAGCGGCAAGAGAAGCGCCGGAAGUACCUCUGUUCCCCGGAUGACCUGAAAUUUGAAAAGCCCACGAAAAGGUUGUUUAUUGAACCCUAGUCUACAAAAAUAUGCAUUGACCCAUUAAUUAGCUCAAGAUUUAUUUUACAGUAACAGCCUAAGUAUUAUUUAUCUCAGCAGUUUGAAUGUUUCUAGUCAUUUAGUUUCCAAACGCCGAUCCAGUUUAUAUUCGCGGUCGGCUGCUGUAUAAACGUCACUGGUCUCUCUCAAACUGCGGUCUCAGGCGAGUUUGCAACGUGAAAAAAAGUUGUUCUCUGAAAGAACGGGAAUUCCAGUGUCUGCAGACUGAUGUGUCCCCGUGACCCGAUUAUGGUCUCGACUAGAAAUGGGACUCGAAGGCUACAUUUACUAAAGCUCAUUCCCCGUAACAGUAACAACCACAAAACCCUGGAAACCUUCCCCAAAAACAACCUGCUGUACACGGCAGGGGUUUGGGGACAGAGACACCCUGACGGUGAGGGAGAAGUUUAUCUCUGGUGUUCGCGCUGCCGUUAAUCCAACGGCACAGAACUGCUGAUUCUCUGUGUUGGUGGGUCCGGCCGUGUUGGAGUCUGCAACAAACCGGGAUGAAUUAUUGAACAAUAUUACACAAAACCAACAGGGGAAGGUCAGAGGAAAUCGGCGUGUCGGUAACACAAAAGGUUGAUGUGGGGAGAUGAAGAAGGUGACAUCUGGAUCAGAUGAGCUGCCCUUAGCUCUCUGCCACUGUCAUGUGAAUAUGGAAGCAGUAUGGUGGAGUCUGGUGGGCUUAACUGGUCUUCCACUGUGGGCAUUUGCCUCUUCUAUUCCUGCCAGCCAUCCAGGUAGCAGUGAGUGUCUGUCAGUGCCUUACUGCACCAGCUCCCUGCCUCAGGUUCCCAAUUCUCAUCCUCCGGCUCAUAUACUCCUUGGACCCUACCCUUUCACUCCCUCUGUGACCUCCUCCCAUGCUGGCAAACUCUCAUAUCUCUGCCCUCCUAUCUUUCUGGUCGCUUUCAUCUACUCACAUUCCUGCUUUUAGAUUGGUAGCAUGUGCCCAGUGGUGUGUUGCAGGGAUCCACGUUGUUUGUUAAUGAUCUGCAUAAGGUGUGGGACAACAACAUUGCAGAUAACACCAACAUUAAUGGUGUAGUAGACAAUGAUGAAGGCUGUCUCUACUAAUAGGAUGUACAUCAGGAAAUGAUAGCUGAAAUUUAAUUCAGACAAAUCCAAAGCAUAGCCUUUGGUUGGUGAAACCAGGACAGAUGAUUACACAGUAAUCAAUCCUCUAUCCAAU
Molecule: messenger RNA, 2648 nt
Organism: Mobula hypostoma (lesser devil ray)
Lineage: Eukaryota; Metazoa; Chordata; Chondrichthyes; Myliobatiformes; Myliobatidae
Exons: 6
Coding region: 54-1037 (327 amino acids)
Biological process (GO): nucleosome assembly
Cellular component (GO): nucleosome
Molecular function (GO): structural constituent of chromatin; DNA binding; protein heterodimerization activity
Source: RefSeq, a predicted model, not a curated record